GCCAGUUCUUUAUAUCUUAGUCAUACCAUACAACAAACCCACUUGUGCUCCUCAUUUCAACUGACUGAUUUCCUGAAGAUUUUUUUUCCCUUCCGUGAAGAAGCACAAAAGCUGAUAAAACUUUCUUCUUGAAAUCCUAAUAUUUCUAUUUCGAGGGCUAGUUCUCGUAAUUUUGAAGCUACGGGAACUUUAAAAAUCAAAGAAGCCCAGUUAGAACAACAUUUGGAGAGGGAUAUAUUUCUUCUUUGGAGAAUGAAUGGGAAAAACUGUAGUAUUGAGAUCAAUAUACCGCAGGUUAGCAAAGUUGUUUUCCGUGAUGCCGAGAAGAACUCUGGCUUCUCAUGCAGAGGAUGGAUUAUGGAGGUCUGGAAAUUUUGCAAGGAAGAUACCAACAGAAUAAUAUUCGCUUUGAAAGUUGGCCUUGCUGUUCUUCUGGUUUCGCUGCUAAUUCUGAUCCGGGCUCCUUAUCAUGUCUUUGGAUCCAACAUUAUAUGGUCUAUCCUCACUGUGGCCAUCAUGUUCGACUAUACGGUUGGAUCCACAUUCAAUAGAGGAUUCAACCGAGCACUUGGAAGCCUGCUGGCAGGAGUUUUAGCAAUUGUUGUUGCUCAAAUAGCCUUAAGCACUGGUCCUGUUGCUGAGCCUAUUAUUAUUGGUGUCAGCAUCUUCCUAGUUGGGACUAUCACAUCCUUCAUGAAGUUAUGGCCUUCUCUUGCGCCAUAUGAGUAUGGUUUUCGCGUAAUACUCUUCACCUACUGCCUGAUCAUUGAUUCUGGAUAUCGAAUGGGGAAUCCAAUAAGAACAUCCAUGGAUCGGCUUUAUUCAAUAGCCAUUGGAGGGAUUGUAGCAGUCUCAGUGAAUGCACUAAUAUUUCCUAUUUGGGCUGGGAGCAGUUGCAUCAAGAACUUGUAACAAACUUUAAGUCAGUGGCUGACGCUCUUGAAGAAUGUGUUAAAAAGUAUCUAGAAGACGAUGGAUCAAAUCAUCCAGAGUUCUCAAGUACUGUGAUGGAUGACUUUCCAGAUGAGCCUGCAUACAAGAAAUGUCGAUCCACUUUGAGUUCUUCUGCUAAACUGGAAUCAUUGGCUAAUUCAGCCAAAUGGGAGCCGCCGCAUGGCA
Messenger RNA from Coffea arabica (coffee), 1119 nucleotides. RefSeq names its product aluminum-activated malate transporter 9-like. Gene Ontology annotation, biological process: malate transport. The record is from RefSeq and is a predicted model, not a curated record. NCBI's taxonomy places the organism in Eukaryota, Viridiplantae, Streptophyta, Magnoliopsida, Gentianales, Rubiaceae.